AACCUGUCCACUUUGAGAUUUGAAAAUUAAUUGAUUUGUAAAUUUGUGAAAGCCCAUUAAGGCAUUAACAGGUCUCUCCCCAUCAUCUCAUUUCCAUUUUUUCUUUCUUUCUUUUCUUUCUCAUUCAUUCACAUUCUCCAUUUCCUUAUAAACACAUUUUCUAUCUCUCUCUCUCUCUCUCUCUCUCUCUGUGUGAUUUUGUGUUGAUUUGUUUGUUGAGAUCAGAUCACAGAUCAAAUGGGUGAUGGGAAUGCAUCACGUUACGUGAAGUUGGUAAGAGAUCAAGCCCCUGCCGAAGAUAUCACCCCUGGAGAGCUUAACCAACCCAUUCAAGUCCCUCAGUUAGCCAUCCAUAGAUGCAUUGAAUGUGGGCAACCCCUACCCGAAAGUUACCAGCCCCCUUCUGAUGAAGAUUGGACAACUGGGAUUUUUGGCUGUGCUGAAGAUACUGAAAGUUGCUGGACUGGACUGUUCUGCCCAUGUGUGUUGUUUGGGCGUAAUAUUGAAAAUUUGCAAGAAAUUCCUUGGAAGAAUGCCUGCGUUUGUCAUGGCAUGUGUGUUGAAGGUGGAGUUGCACUUGCAGCUGCAACUGCUUUAUUCCAUGGUAUUGAUCCCAAGACAUCAUUCCUCAUUUGCGAGUGCCUGUUCUUUGCUUGGUGGAUGUGUGGCAUCUACACUGGUUUGUUUCGACAGUCAUUGCAGAAGAAAUAUCAUCUCAAGAACUCACCAUGUGAUCCCUGCCUGGUGCACUGCUGCCUGCACUGGUGUGCCAUAUGUCAGGAGCACAGGGAGUUGAAGAACCAUCUAUCCGAUAAUGCCGCUGUGUCCAUGACCGUUACCAACCCUCCUCCAGUUCAAGAGAUGAAGACUGGUGAGAAUAAGGAGUCUGCAUCAUCUGCGUCAUCUUCUGGAAAUGGUGAACGCAGGGAUUUGGAAAUUCAGCCUUUGUAGGAUAUUCAAUUUACUUAUACAGAAGUCCAGCAUUCUCUCUCUCUCUCUCUCUCAUUUCUAUUUGUUUUUGUGGACCAACUUGUGCCGAGCUUUAUGUCAAAGAGCCAAGUUAUUUUUUUGGUGUUCGAAAAAUACUAUAUAUCAAGUUGACUGGCAUCCUAAGUUAGCAACAAUGUAAUACCAAGAUAUAUUUGCAAAUGAAUUUGAAAAUCAAUUAAUUGAGCCA
This is a messenger RNA of Quercus robur (English oak), 1177 nucleotides long. RefSeq names its product cell number regulator 6-like. Bases 238 to 951 code for a protein of 237 amino acids. The record is from RefSeq and is a predicted model, not a curated record. NCBI's taxonomy places the organism in Eukaryota, Viridiplantae, Streptophyta, Magnoliopsida, Fagales, Fagaceae. The transcript has 4 exons.